Molecule: messenger RNA, 1463 nt
Organism: Dothidotthia symphoricarpi CBS 119687
Lineage: Eukaryota; Fungi; Ascomycota; Dothideomycetes; Pleosporales; Dothidotthiaceae
Exons: 3
Coding region: 1-1371 (456 amino acids)
Source: RefSeq, a predicted model, not a curated record
AUGGCGAAUCUAUAUCUUGUUCAAGCUCUUUACUGUGCGAAGCCAAGCGUGCCGACCCGUGGUAGCAUAGACAAUGGGACGCGCAGAGAUCAUGCAGGCCAAACGAAGCCUGCAGAGCAAACAAUUAAAAACGAGUUGCCCGGCGAGAGCUCAAUGACUUCAUGCGCGCCAGUACGUGCCCUUUCGCUCAUCGAGAAGCUCUACGGCGAGAAUGUUCCGUCAAUCGGUGGUAACAGCAGCCAAGGCGAUGUAGCGCAGGUCAAGGUCGAGUCACCUGUUGAUCGCUUAGCGGUUCCAUCCGCCUCUACACACAAAGCCCCUCCUCAGGACUAUACGUACGCAGAUGGUGCUGCACCAAGACUAUUGAGCAGUCAUGGAGUUCCUUCUGGACGAGCGAUGCUGAUGAGGUCAAAUCACGAUGUAGCGGAGAAGCGGGUCGACCGAACCAAGUCUUACAAACCAAAACAAUCGAAUGGCCUGCCGGUGAGCCUGCCAGGAGCGCAGACCAAACCAAAUGGAAAUCCGAUCGGUCAGACACUCCCCCCUGAUGCGCCUACCGACCCAUCCAGUCACCGUGUGGCUUUGAAGUUCCCCGCAGAGCGUUAUCUACCACCCUCAGGACCUUACUACGAUCAGUUCAGUCUGUCACAGAUUUUUGGUCCAGGUUUCUUCCACGAUUGUUGUUUCAGCUGUGUGCUACUCUAUUGUUCUACGAGUUGGUAUGGGGAUAGAAGAAUUCCAUGUCGCAUAAUUGGACGACCACUUCGUCAAGUUCGUCCCGCAAAGAACGAGUUUGCAGUUUUGUUGCAAAUGGGACUACUUCUGAAGCCUGAGCCCAAAACAAACGGCAUUGUCCCGAACAUGCUCCAUCCUAUCGUCCGGCAGUUCUACCACGACAAGCCUGCACCGAAACAACUCAACCAAAGGAUGACAACAUUGACACCAAGGUCUAACAUAGGAAGGGAACUGUCGGCACGAACCGAGACCCAGAACUCAUCGCAAAUAUCUUCACCAGCUCAAAGCUCUGCACGUUUGCCAAAGUCGGUUAGGUUCAGCCUCGAUCCCCAUCCACAAAACAGAAGUAAAAAAAACAUCAGCUCUAUCUCAGCGGAAACUCGUCCAACCGUCUUGGCGAAAACGACAAUAGUAUGCAUUACUCAGCCUGAUGUACUGCCGGCUGAGCGGGGAUCGAGCAAUGGUUACCGGGAUAUGGAUGAUCGGCUCCAGAAGCUAGAAGAAGAAGUUUUGGAACUCAAAAAGGAAAACAUCGCUAAGGAUAGGGAGAUCAGGAAGUUGAGAACAGAAAAUGAGCAGAUGCGUGGCGGUAACAACGGCUAUGAGAUGGGUACCAAGCGACAGCGAUUGUUGUGACUCGAGAGAUGAUUAGCUCGUAGAAGGCAUGCUGCCAUUGAAAGCAAACGUGUACGAUAGACGAAACAAUGCCAUCUUCGUUGUUGAUGGCG